AUGAAUUCAGGUAUUGAUGACAAGGGCAGGUCUCUUCAUCCUUCAACUCCCUCGUUGUUUCUCCCAUUUCUCGAUACACUGCCCUUUGCUAUUCCGUCCUCGAUUCUUACCUCACUUCGCGCCCUGCAACCAUUUCUUCACUGUGUCACACCCCACAACCCGUCAACUUCACGACAUGCCGCACUCGCCCUCACUCUGGAUGUGAGCUUGGAAGGGCGAGUGUCAAAUGCUUCCCUAUCGAUGCCCACCGAUGGCAUUGAUAUCACCAGUGGUCUCUUGGGAAUUGCCCAGGAAGUCGGUUAUCGUGCUUUUGAUGUCUUUUACUACCUCCUCACAUCGGUAUCUACGCAAGCCGAGAGAGAAUUUCUGAGUCUAAAACCGGCAUCACAAUACUCUAUCCUGGCUGCAUCUGGAACGUACCGACCACCCGCACACCUUGCUGCAGCUGAUGAUGGCGCAGCGGCAGACGACUUCCGGCAGGCAAUCAGAGAGAUUGGGAUCAAAGGCUCUACCCACCGCAAGCUCAUUGCCACCCUCGCAGGUCUACUCACACUCGGAAACACGCUCGACCCGAAUGCCCCUCGCAAUGAUGUUGUCGAGGCCUGCGAGGAGGCCAGUAUCAUGUUGGGGGUUGAGCCUGAGGUACUCGUCGGUCUCUCUCAUUCCGAUCGCCACGCAUUCAUGAGCAAGGUCUACGAAGCACUUGUCAACUGGGUCAUUGUCAAAGGCAAUGAGGCCAUCACAUCUCAAAUCGGCCAUCCCCGGCUUGGUACUGAGAGCCCCAUGGCUGGUGGGGUAGGCGACAGCGAAAGUACUCGGAUUAUUGUCGUCGACAUGCCCGACUCAUCCUUUGGAAGGGCUGUUGCUCUGCAAACGAACUUCGAUGAGUCUUUUGGCAUCAAUGCCGAAGCUAUUGAAGACGGUAUUGCAACUCCUUCUGUUGAUCCUUUGGUGUGGAAAGACGCCUGCCAAGCCAUGGCCGGAAGUCCAUGGUACCAAAAGAUCGUUGUUGACAAGCAGACGGCAGAGGAUACGUGUGAAGAGGGACAACAUUCCUUCUUGGACAAGCUCAUUCUUCUCGCAGAGGAUGAUAGCUUUCUCAAGAUUAUUCUCCCUUCCAAGACGAGCACGGAGCCCAGACGACAUGUACUAGAUUUGCGGGAUGUUCUCGACUCUAGCAGAAUCUGGUAUCAUCUCUGCCUCUACCCUGGAUCGGAUACCACACCCGGCUCAGUGGCAUCACCUCUGUUGACCGCUCCAUGGUCUCCAAGCGACGUAUCCAUGCAGCUGGUAUCAUGGCGCCUACGAGACUGGACUAAUCGAUCCUUUGUCAAUCCGGCAUACACAGUUGAUUUCGACAUGGACGAGUUCCUCCAGCGCUACUCGGCCAUUCACGGUUAUCUUUCCAGCAAGGAUGACAUCAACAAUUGGGCGCUUGAGAGGGGAUGGCACAACAGCAGCCUUGCUAUCGGCCAAGAUCGUGUGUGGAUGAGUGAGGAGGCUUGGUGGCAAGCCGAAGGAAUGCUCGACAUGAAGCUGGCCCUCAUUCGACAACAGGGGAGCCAGAGUCAGCUUGGCUUCAGGAGCGAGCCUUUCCCUUCUCCAAGACCUGGAAGUGUCUUUUCUGGUCUCAGUCUCAACCAGAGCGGAUAUGGAAGUAGGGAUCACCUCUUGCUUGGAACAUACCCAGAUCGUGAAGACACCACUCCCGUCACCGGAGCUCAGCUUGGAACGAAAGAAUCUCUCAUCGAUAUGGUGACCACCGAUUCGCCCAAGGAGCAUACAAUUCUUGUGUCAAAAGAUCCGGAGCUUGCGAAAACGACACGCAUCGAAACGAAGAAAGUCGAUUUGAGCCGUCGCCUCUGGGUAGGCUUCGUCUGGGGACUCACCUUCUGGAUCCCAUCACCUCUUCUUACACAUCUCGGCCGCAUGCGUCGACCGGAUGUUCGACAGGCAUGGCGUGAGAAAUUGGCCCUGUUCUCUAUCAUCAUAUUCCUCAAUGCGUUGAUCCUCUUCUGGAUGAUUGGUCUCGGCAAGCUCCUCUGUCCAAAUUCGGACAAGGCCUGGAACCGCAAGGAAGUUGCUACGCAUCAGGGAGAGGACGAUUUCUGGGUCAGCAUCCAUGGCAAGGUCUAUGACAUCUCGGAUUUUUGGAAACGCCAACAUAGCGAUACCGCUAUCGAGACCACCACAGCUAACAUGCAGCCCCUUGCUGGACUUGACAUGGAUGAAUACUUUGUGCCUCCGUUGAACAUGGCUUGCAAGGGGCUUGGUAUCGCGGAAACAACUCGGCUGCGGGCAAAUACCACUGCUGAAUACACAACAGCUGUGCACACCUCUGGCUACUACUGCCUCGACUCGACAAGUGCCCUAUCCAAGGAUGAUUGGUACUGGACCAACUUUGAGCCCGGCAUCAAGGAGUAUUACCAUGGCGAGCUGGUCUACUCCGACAGCAAGUUCAAGGCGGAAGCCGAGGAGGGUCGUAUGUGGGCGAAAUACGGCAACAAGAUCUACGAUCUGACAGACUACUUUUACACCCAAGGCCUUUACAAGAACGACAAGAAAUACGAGUUUUUGAAUGAGAAGGUUUCGAAGCUUUGGAAGGACAACCCUGGAAAGAAUAUCAAGGAGGAGCUUGAUAUCAUGCUUGCGGACACAGUCAACAAGACCAAGCACGAUAAUGUUGUUGCGAGUUGGCGUUGCAUCCAGGCCAUCAGCUACAAAGGCAUCUCGGAUUUUCGAGAGAGCGCCAAGUGUCAGGUCAACAACUGGCUUCUUCUGGCUUUCACCGUCAUGGUGUGUGCGAUCAUCCUGGUCAAAUUCCUGGCAGCACUCCGAUUCGGUUCCAAACGACGCCCGUCGAUGCAGGACAAGUUUGUCAUCUGUCAGAUUCCCGCGUACACUGAAGACGAGGAGUCUCUACGGAGGGCCAUCGAUUCUUUGACGUGUCUCAAGUACGACAACAAACGCAAGCUGAUAUGCGUCAUUUGCGACGGCAUUGCUGUGGGCCAGGGGAACGAUCGCCCGACUUCGAAACUGAUUCUCGAGAUUCUGGGCAGCGACCCGAAACUUGAUCCAGCAGCCCGAGCAUUCAAGUCGAUCGGAUCAGGCAGCGAUCAGCUGAACUACGGCAAGGUUUAUUCUGGUCUGUAUGAAUGCGAGGGGAAUAUUGUUCCAUACAUUGUCAUCGCCAAAGUCGGCAAGGAAUCCGAACAAACACGACCCAAGCCCGGAAACCGCGGAAAACGAGACUCCCAGAUGCUUCUGUUGAGCUUUCUGAACAGGGUGUACCAUGAGUCACCCAUGAACCCGCUGGAACUCGACAUGUUUCACCACAUCAACGAUGUUAUUGGUGUUGAUCCGCGGUUGUAUGAGUUUCUCCUCAUGGUCGACGCCGACACGGCUGUUCAUGAAGAUGCGUUGAAUCAUCUUGUUGCCGCUUGUGCGAACAAUACAAAGAUUGCUGGCAUUUGCGGAGAAACGAGGUUGGAAAAUGACGAAAAGAGCUGGUGGACCAUGAUUCAGAUCUAUGAGUAUUUCAUAUCUCAUCAUUUGGCCAAGGCUUUUGAGUCGCUGUUUGGAUCCGUCACUUGCUUGCCUGGAUGCUUUACGAUGUACCGUUUGCGAACAUUUGACGGGAAGAAGCCUCUCAUCGUUUCAGACGCUGUCCUUCGAGACUAUUCCGUCUGCGACGUCGAAACCCUCCAUCUCAAGAACCUCCUCUCCCUCGGCGAAGACCGUUACUUGACAACGCUCAUGAUCAAGCAUUUCCCCCGCAUGUGGCUCAAAUUUCUCCCCGAAGCCCAGUGCCAAACUGUCGCCCCCGAGUCAUGGAAAGUAUUGCUCUCUCAACGAAGAAGAUGGAUCAACUCGACCAUCCACAACUUGGUUGAGCUCAUGCGUCUGGAAAACAUGUGCGGCGUGUGCUGCUUCAGUAUGCGCGUCGUUGUCUUUGCCGACUUGUUCGGAACCAUCAUCUUUCCGGCUACAUGUGUGUAUCUGGUGUAUCUCAUAUACCGCGUCGCCACCAACACGGGACAAUUUCCCAUGAUCUCCAUCAUCCUCUUGGCGGCCACUUACGGUCUCCAGGCGUUACUGUUCCUUCUCAAAAGGCAGUGGCAGCACAUUGGCUGGAUGAUCAUCUACCUGAUGGCAUUGCCGGUGUAUUCCUUCUUCCUCCCUCUUUACUCUUUCUGGAACCAAGACAAUUUCUCCUGGGGAAAUACUCGUGUUGUCAUUGGUGAAAAGGGCGAUAAGCAAGUUGUUGCUGUUGAUGAUGAUGAAGGUUUUGAUCCUGCUUCUAUUCCGCUGCAGAGAUGGAGUGAUUACGCCGUGGUCAACAAUCUUCCGAAUCGAUACUAUCAAGACACUCCACGAAAUUCCGUUUAUGGCACUGAGCCAGACGCCUCGUUUAUCCGGAACUCCUACUUCCCUGCCCAGUCUACGGUGAUGCAGGGCAACCAGUCCGCUAUCGGCAUUGAUGGCUACGGCCAACAUGGGUCUUGGAAUCGACGUUCGACGAUGACCUUGGGAAUGACAUCCCAUUCACCACAAACCGAGAGGCCAAAAACCUCAUUUGGCUUUAAUGAACCUGGAAGGGAGAGAGAUACUCUCAGGACACAAAGCGGACUGGGCUUGACAACCACUCGAACCCUGAGCCGGCUUGGUGGAGACGAGCCGGGACUGAGCAACGAGGUUAUCUCAGCCUCGAUCAAGUGGACUCUCAAGGAGGCAGAUCUCGACACCAUCACGAAACGCCAAGUUCGUGCCAUUGUUGAGCGACGCCUGGACACGGAGCUGAGUGGUGAGCAAUUGGCCUUCUUCAGCCAGGAGCUUGACCGUCAGCUGCAGGAGAUGGAGUCAGGUGUAUGA
Molecule: messenger RNA, 4872 nt
Organism: Fusarium keratoplasticum
Lineage: Eukaryota; Fungi; Ascomycota; Sordariomycetes; Hypocreales; Nectriaceae
Product: Chitin synthase
Exons: 2
Coding region: 1-4872 (1623 amino acids)
Cellular component (GO): cell periphery; cell septum; myosin complex
Molecular function (GO): ATP binding; cytoskeletal motor activity; chitin synthase activity
Source: RefSeq, a predicted model, not a curated record